Meloidogyne enterolobii is the source of this 1386-nucleotide messenger RNA. Lineage: Eukaryota; Metazoa; Nematoda; Chromadorea; Rhabditida; Meloidogynidae. The record is from the annotation of a GenBank genome assembly.
AUGGAAAAAUGUCAAAAAGAAGGCACCAUUCUUGGUCACGAAGUAGAACUGACUUGGUUCCGGGAUAUUCGUCGCUAUUUAGCUCAUUGUGCCAAACAAGGAGUUAGACCUUCUCGCUUUAAUAACCAUGGUAGUUCAGGACAUCGCGGCAGUGGGCGUCGAUCUUAUACUCGUUCUCCUGAGCGUGGUCCAACAGAAGAAUAUAGUGGUGGUAACAAAUCCGUGAGUCGAUCUGUGUCUGGUUCUCCUUCGCAUCGUAGUCUUACACAUUCUGAUGCGGAUUCGCGUUCUCGAAGUAAAUCAGUGUCGUCCCAGUCAUCACAACAUUCCGAACCAAAAUCUUUGGAUUAUUCUGAUAUCGUAAAGAAGGAACGUUCUCCUUCACCACCACCUAAGAAACAGAAGAGCAAGAAAAAAGAGCGAAAAGAGAAGAAGAAACGCAAACAUUAUUCUUCUUCGCCGAAUAUUCAUACGGCAAAAACUCAGAGAACUGAAGGUUCUGAUAUUGAUGUAAGUGAUGGAGAGUCUUCACCUCCAUCAAAAUAUGCAAAUGCCAAUCAAGGACAACCUCAAAUGACUAUAACAAUGAGUAAACCAAUUGGGCCAACACGUCCAGAUGCGCAGUUUACACAUCGCCGUGUAGUUGUAGGCUCUCUCGCUACUAAUCAACAACAAUCACAACAAAAACAUUCUGGUCAUAAUGUUCAGCAUGAAGUUUUGUCCACUCAAAGUAAACAAUCAGAGGAUAACAAAUUUCGACAGACUUUUACUGUGGAUCUUGAUUCGAAUGCUUCCAUUCCAAAGUUUAAGUCAGAACAACCUGGCAUAGUCUAUCAACCGAUGAAUGGUACCAAGGCUGCUAAAGAUGACGUAGCCGCGAAACGUCCACGUGUUGAGCUCGAAUCGUUGCAACAACCUCCUGUUGUUCGUAGUGUUAAAGCGUCUGCUUAUUCUGAUCAAAUUAUGUCUUCUCCUGUACGUGAGAGUGGCGCCAUGGCAAAUAAUUUCUUCAAAGACAUACAGCGCCAAAUUCUGAAAGAUAUAAAAUUCAAAAUGUCAACAAAUGCUAAUGUUGAUGAAAAUCAAGGAGGAUUUCAUUUAAGUUCUUUGUCCAAACAGCAAAUUUCUGACAAUAUUCGUGAAGAGAAAAUUAACAAAUUAUCUGUAGAGUUACGAGAAUGUGUGGCAAAGAAAAAACGAGAAUUUGAACAAAGUUAUCGAAAUGAUUGUGAAACUUUUGGAUUUGUUACUCAAAAACUUGUUGAAAAGGACAAAACUUUGGAAGGCCGUUUAAAAGUUGCUCUUUUGGAAACGAUGAAAGAUUUAGAAAGUGAAACAAUGAAGAAAUUUGAUGAAUUUCUUGAUCAAAUCUCUCUUACAUUCUAA